Zymoseptoria tritici IPO323 is the source of this 1569-nucleotide messenger RNA. RefSeq lists its product as uncharacterized. Gene Ontology annotation, biological process: protein phosphorylation. The record is from RefSeq and is a predicted model, not a curated record. Lineage: Eukaryota; Fungi; Ascomycota; Dothideomycetes; Mycosphaerellales; Mycosphaerellaceae. Gene Ontology annotation, cellular component: cytoplasm. The transcript has 2 exons. The annotation marks the transcript as partial. Gene Ontology annotation, molecular function: protein serine/threonine kinase activity; ATP binding.
AUGGCUCUGAACGCAUACAUUUACGGAUAUGGAGGCCACUCGCUCGUCACUCCUCAUCAGGCUCUGAAACGACAAUGGUGGACGGACGAGCGUAUCGACAAUCGCGUCACCCGCGCAUUUGUCAUCUCGAAGCUGCGCGGCGAAGAGAGAGAAUUUCUCGAUCGCGCCCUGGCUUUUGGCGAAGGCCUCACAGACGACACCUACAUGGAAUGGAUACUCGAGCGCGCGAAAAGAUUAUUUCUCAUCCUCACACAGAUUGGCGUACCGGAUCAGAUCUUUGGAUGCAUCGACGACUCAUGGGACGACGACGACUUACCGAUACCAUUUGAUAAUGUCAAAAGUUUGGAAUUGUCCUGCGACAACAACGAGGCAUUGAACAAGAGAUUUUAUGACAUGCAGUUCAUCUAUCUCUUGCGCGAGUUGAAGAAGGGUUCGCAUAUCGACUAUGGACCGAAGGAACACAUCCCCAUGGAGCAUGUCAAUACUUUACCACCAGCAGCAACAUUGCAGCCGUACGAUCGCGUGCACUUUCCAGGUCGCCCAGAGGAAGUGUUCAUGAGGAGGAAGUACUCGAUGACGGACAAGGACAACGGUCACUUCACGGGAGACACCUUCACUAAGGACGUUCGUAGAGCCCGAGCUUUGGCGCAUGAGCAUGUUGCGUCAACUUGGGCGACAUACACCAGCGAGAAUGCGGCUUAUCUCCUGUCAGACUUUGUGCCAGAGCAUACUCUCGCGACUUUCAUCGAGCAUCGCACGCCAGCCUCCUAUGUCAAAGUGCGCGCUACAGAGCGGCCACUCCUCAUCUGCGAGUGGAUGCAUUGUCUGUCAGACGCACUCGCCUCUCUUCACCAUCGUGGUAUCGCACAUACCGCCAUACGCCCUUCGAACAUAUGGAUCGAUUCCCACAAUCACAUCGCUCUUGCAGACGUGGGAGCCAUUCCGACUUAUCAACGGAAUAAGAAGGUACCCAAGAACGAAAUCUACGAUUACGCUGCUCCAGAAUCGCAACUGAGCAAGUCCGCCGUCUUUUCUUCCAUCACCUCCCCUUUGAUCGAACGACAUUCGCCACCUUCGGGCAGCAUGAGUCCUGCGACUCUCCGGGACCUGCCCACCGCGACUCCCGAGAUGUCUGACAUCUAUUCCCUUGGCUGUGUCUACCUUGACCUCCUCACUUUCCUCAUCCGCGGCAAAACCACCGACUUUGCGAAGUUCCGAACAACUCGUAUCUCUCAUCAACGACAGCAAGAAUUCAAAGCGGCAAACGUUACAUCUUCUUCCAAGACUGGGACCACCAUGGCGCCUCCACCUUCGAAGGCCGAUUCCUCUUUCCACGCUCAUCCGGAUCAACUCUCCACGUGGUUGAAUAUGCUGUCUACCGAAGCCUCCGCAUCUUCGAAUACAUCGUCCUCUACGUCUGGUAUCGGUCCGAAUCUCGUCCUCGCCCGAGGCAUUCCUCGCCUAUUGAAUCUUGUUCGUUCGAUGAUAGCGCAAAAUGCGACGUUGCGACCUACAGCCAUUGGUGUCAGAGAAGUCAUCGAGGAAGUUUUGGAAGAGUGCGGAGUUCGU